AUGCAGGAGGAGAAGAAGAUGAAGGUGAAGAAAGGGUGGCUUGCUGUUCAAGUGGGUUUAGAAGAGGAAGAAGGGUCAGAGAGAUUUGUUAUACCAAUUUCAUACCUUUACCAUCCUCUCUUCAAGGGUCUUCUAGACAAAGCUCGUGAGGUUUAUGGGUACCACACCGAUGGGCCUCUCAAGCUUCCAUGUUCAGUGGAUGAUUUUGUUCAUCUUCGUUGGCGAAUUGAGAAAGAGUCCACUCAUCACCAUCACCAUCAUAACCACAACCAUCAUCGCCUUCCUCAUGCUUUCUACUUCCACUCUUGUUAA
Messenger RNA from Abrus precatorius (Indian licorice), 312 nucleotides. Its product is annotated as auxin-induced protein 6B-like. Gene Ontology annotation, biological process: response to auxin. The record is from RefSeq and is a predicted model, not a curated record. The transcript has a single exon. Lineage: Eukaryota; Viridiplantae; Streptophyta; Magnoliopsida; Fabales; Fabaceae. Bases 1 to 312 code for a protein of 103 amino acids.